AUGGCUGACAAAUCUGGAAUCCAUCUGUAUACGGCGCAGACGCCCAACGGCAUCAAGGUGUCAAUUCUCUUGGAAGAGCUGGGACUGAAAUAUGAGGAGCCGUGGUUCCUGGAGAUAAAUCCCAACGGGCGCAUCCCAGCGCUGACGGACACCUUCACGGAUGGCAAGCUCAUUCGCCUGUUCGAGAGUGGCUCGAUUAUGCAAUAUCUGGUCGAGCGUUACGACAAGGACCACAAGGUGUCAUAUCCUCAGGGGACAAGGGAGUACUAUGAGGUGAACAGUUGGAUGGGAGGUCUGGGUCCGAUGCAAGGACAGCUCAUCUACUUCAACCGCUACGCGCCCGCGAAGAUCCCCUACGCAAUUGACCACUACAAGAACGAAACCGGCCGCCUCUACAAAACCUUGGAAACGCAGCUCAAGCCAUCCACGUCGGGCUACCUCGUCGGUGACCGGUGCACGGUAGCCGACUUUUCUUGCUGGGUCUGGGUGGCAGCCUCUUAUUCCGGUGGGGUUGACCUCGCCGAGUUCCCACUACUGAAGGAAUGGGUUGAUCGAUUACUUGCUCGUCCUGGGGUUGAGAAGGGGCGUCAUGUACCCUCGCCUCAUACUGCUUUAGACGCUGCAAACCUGACUGAGGAGGAGUUGAACGCGAAGGCUGAGCAAAGUCGGGCGUGGAUUUUGAAAGGGAUGCAGGCAGACAAGGAGAAGAACUAA
Molecule: messenger RNA, 714 nt
Organism: Pseudomassariella vexata
Lineage: Eukaryota; Fungi; Ascomycota; Sordariomycetes; Amphisphaeriales; Pseudomassariaceae
Product: glutathione S-transferase
Exons: 5
Coding region: 1-714 (237 amino acids)
Source: RefSeq, a predicted model, not a curated record